This is a messenger RNA of Aureobasidium uvarum, 558 nucleotides long. Lineage: Eukaryota; Fungi; Ascomycota; Dothideomycetes; Dothideales; Saccotheciaceae. The record is from the annotation of a GenBank genome assembly.
AUGCAGCCCCCUGAGGUUUCAGCACUCGUUUCUGCUCACCACUAUGCCGCCUACCACGGAUAUGGACACCCAACUCAACAAUUUGCCCAGUACGAGGCGCCCGCCAUUGCAAGAAGCAUGAGCGUCGACCACUUGCAACAAGCCUCUGCUCCCCCUCCGACGCCUUCUGUUCAACAACAGCUUGCAACAUAUGUCUACGCUGUACAGAGUCUAGAAGCAGAUCCCUAUGGCCUCCACAUUCAAGAAUUACACGGCAUCUAUGGCACUUCCGAACUUGCGAAUGCCGCAGCACACGCAUACUUCAAUCGGACAUCACCAUGUGAAAAGACGACCAUCCCUGAACAUCCUAAACCAGAGCAAGAGCACCUGCAAGAUGGUGAUUAUUGUAGGUUACGUUCGGACGAGGAACAUAAUGGAGGCCCCGAAUCUGGAGUAGGCAACGUUCGCUUGCGCCAUGAUGGCGGUCUGAGAUUUGGUGGUUGUGAUCAAGAGUGUAGCGCCUAUGUUGUUUGGGUAGAGAGGAGGGAGCUCAAUUCCUCCACCGAGUCUAAAAGAUAG